This is a messenger RNA of Fomitopsis serialis, 923 nucleotides long. Its product is annotated as signal recognition particle SRP9/SRP14 subunit. The record is from RefSeq and is a predicted model, not a curated record. Gene Ontology annotation, cellular component: signal recognition particle, endoplasmic reticulum targeting. Lineage: Eukaryota; Fungi; Basidiomycota; Agaricomycetes; Polyporales; Fomitopsidaceae. The transcript has 5 exons. Gene Ontology annotation, biological process: SRP-dependent cotranslational protein targeting to membrane. Gene Ontology annotation, molecular function: 7S RNA binding; endoplasmic reticulum signal sequence receptor activity. The coding region runs from base 295 to 786 and encodes 163 amino acids.
GCCAUGACAGUGUGCCCAAGUCUUGCGAAAGACUAAAGAUGAGUGAAGACUGCUUGCCACCGAGUGCUAUGAACGCACCUAGACUCCGCACAGGAGGCAAUAGAUAAUCCUCGAAGCCCAAUCUCAAGGAUGUCUCAGUAUGGGCGGCAAGAACAAAAGGGAUUGCAUAUCGAAAUUUUGGGAAGCCCUCAAUCGAGUCAAUGGUGCUCGCCCCUGGAGCGCACCAGGAUGGCGAGAGAAUGACACAUCGUGACGAUUUCUAUAUGCAGACUUGAGUUGCGCCUGCCAGCUUCAAUGCAGCUGGUAGACAACCAAACCUUCUUCCAACGGUUGGCUGCAUUGUUUGAGUCAUCCAAGGACUCUGGAAGCAUAUGGCUUACCCACAAACGACUCGCAUACGAUGGGGAGGAUGCACAGAUGUCGUUUGAUGACGAUGCCUCCAAAGAAUAUCCGUGCUUGGUCCGGGUAACGGAUGGCGAUGAGACCAAGUUCUCGACCAAGGUCGAGCCUGGCGAACUGGAUCACUUUCACACGACCUACGGAGCACUACUGAAGUCCUCCAUGACCACUCUCCGAAAGCGCGACAAGAAGCGCGAAAAACAACGAGCAGAGGGGAUAGCACGUCGUAAGCGGAAGCUGACGGAGGAGAUCGCUGUUGAGGGGCCUAAAAGAGGUGCUGGUCGCCGAAAGAGACAGCGGAAAAUGAAGGCGGCAGCGAAGCAGGCAGAGGCACGGAAACGGGUUCAGGAGCGAGAGGAGGUCAAGUCCCGGGCCAAGGAGUCAUGAAUGUUGCUCUCCGUAGUGUCGCAGCUCUUCUACGAAUCCUCCUGUAGCUAUAGGGUCGUCCAUUGUGUGUAUGACUUUGUCAGGCGACGAGCGAUGUUGUCCGGCUUUAAUUAAAUUAAUACAGUACGCAUGCGGCA